This is a messenger RNA of Bubalus bubalis (water buffalo), 6699 nucleotides long. It is a transcript of the gene FAM120B, whose product is annotated as family with sequence similarity 120B. The transcript is spliced from 10 exons. The record is from RefSeq and is a predicted model, not a curated record. Gene Ontology annotation, cellular component: nucleus. NCBI's taxonomy places the organism in Eukaryota, Metazoa, Chordata, Mammalia, Artiodactyla, Bovidae. The coding region runs from base 151 to 2346 and encodes 731 amino acids.
CCCGGCCGGCUUCGCAGGUCCCGCCCUCUCGUGGGCGGGGCGGUCUCGCGACGGGAAGCGGAAGUGCGCACCGCUGCUGAGGGCCGAGGGCGGCGUGGGCGCGUCUCCGGUGUCCUGGCGCGUCUCUAGAUCCUUCCCAGGAGUUCCAUUAUGGGUGUGAGAGGUUUGCAUGGGUUUGUGGCGAGUAGCUGCCCACACGUAUGUACAGUAGUAAACUUCAAGGAGCUGGCAGAGCGCCACCGGAGCCAGCACCCCGGAGGGACGCCCGCCAUUGUGGUCGACGCCAUGUGCUGCCUCAGGUACUGGUACACACCGGAGUCCUGGGUCUGCGGCGGACAGUGGCGGGAAUACUAUUCUUCUUUGCGAGAAUUCGUGAGAACUUUUACCGCUGUUGGCAUCAAGCUGAUCUUCUUCUUUGAUGGCAUGGUGGAGCAGUCCAAGAGAGACGAGUGGGUGAAACGCAGACUCAAGAAUAACAGGGAGAUAGCCAAGAUCUUCCACUACAUCAAGUCCCACAGGGAGCAGCCGGGCAGAAACAUGUUCUUCAUCCCCUCGGGGCUGGCCAUAUUUACGCAGUUUGCUUUGAAGACCCUAGGUCAGGAAACUCUGUGCUCGUUACAGGAGGCCGACUACGAGGUGGCCUCCUAUGGCUUCCAGAACAACUGUCUUGGGAUUCUUGGAGAAGACACUGACUACUUAAUCUAUGACACCUGUCCCUACUUUUCCAUCAGCGAGCUCUCCCUGGACAGUCUGGACACCGUCAUGCUCUGCCGGGAGAAGCUCUGUCAGAGCCUCGGGCUCCGCCUGGCCGACCUGCCCCUGCUGGCCUGCCUGCUUGGCAAUGACGUCGUCCCAGAAGGCAUGUUCGAGAGCUUUCGGUACAAAUGCUUGACUUCCUAUGCCUCUGUGAGAGAGAGCUGUGACAGAAAAGGUAACGUUAUCUUAGCUGUAGCAGACCACAUAUCUAAAGUUCUUCGGUUGCAUCAAGGUGAGAAAAAACUGGAAGAGAUGCUACCUUUGGGACCAAACAAAGCUCUUUUUUAUAAAGGAGUAGCGUCGUAUCUUUUGCCAGGACAGAAAUCUCCAUGGUUUAUCCAAAAACCUAAAGAUGUAGUAACUUUGGAUAAGCAGGUACUAUCCAUGAGUUCAGAUCCUGAAUCUAAGCAAGAGUUUCCUGUGUGUAUGGACCCUGAAUCCAAGCAGAAAUUACCUGUGGGUACAGACCCUGAGUUUAACCUAGAAGCACCCAUGUGUACAAACACUGAAGUUAAACAAGAAGACCCUGUAAAUGUGGGGCCUGAAGCCAAGCAUCAAGUAACUGUGGCUUUGGAUCCUGAAAUCUUAAAGGUCGCCAGAGCACAGCAUGUCCAGGCAGAGAGCUACCUGGUGUACAGCGUGAUGAGCAGCGGCGAGGUGGAGUGCAGCAACAGCUUGGAGGAUGCCACGGACCAGGCCCUGCCCAGCCAGGCUUUUGUCUACCGCCCUGUGCGGCAGCGCGUCUACUCCCUUCUGCUGGGGGGUGGCGGCGGUGGUUCCAGCACCGGCCCCGCUGUCAAGGAGUGGUUUGUGUACUCCGGGAACCCACUGAGGCAGCCGGACCUCGUCAGGCCGCUGCAGAUGAACAUUCCAGGGGGAACGCCUAGUUUGAGACAGCUGUGGCUGAGCCAAGAGCCAGGAAUCCAGGCCCAGCGCUUGGACACACUGCUGGCCUGCUUUGACCUGUCAUCCUCACGAGAAGAACUGCAGGCAGUUGAGCGCCCCUUUCAGGCGCUGUGCUGCCUCCUGGUCUACCUGUUCGUGCAGGUGGACACUCUCUGUCUGGAGGAUUUGCACGCCUUCAUUGCGCAGGCCCUGUGCCUCCAAGGAAAGCCUACCAUGGAGCUUGCAGAUUUGCAGCUCGACCACAUCGACCCCAGAGCUGUGCAGCUGGCCACCCUCCUGGUGCGCGGUCUCACCACCCUGGUGCUGGUCAAUGGUGCCUGCGGCUCCCCCUGGGAGAUGGCUGACUUCAUGCCCUGGCACCUGUUCGAUGGGAAGCUGUUUCAUCAGAAGUACCUGCAGUCUGAGAAAGGGUACACUGCAGAGGUGCUCGUGGAGCAGAACAGGUCCCACGUCACCAGAUUCCACACCCUGAAGUCGGUCGUGUGCAAGGCCUGUGGGAAGGAAAGCAGACCAAUCGUCAGCAGGCGGCACUGGCGUCCACACCAUGCAGGGCGGUGGGGCCGACAGGGAUCCAGCUCCCACGGGACAAGCUCCGGGUACAGCCGGUAUGGCCACGGACAGCACUGGAGGGACCAGGGGCCAGGAAGUAGACAGUAUGAGCCUGACCAGUGGAGAAGAUAUUAAUCAUCUUCUGGGUAGUCCACCACUUAACAUCUUCAGAAUAAAUCAGUUCUAUCAAAGAUUAGAGUAAAACAUCUGUCUUUAUACCAUAAAUCUUUCAUAGCAAGUACCAAACUUUUAAAAGAAUUCAGAUGUUAAAACCUCCCAACUUGGUUUCAAGGUAAGUUUGCUUUCUCUAGAAAAAGUGUGCACAGAAGACGCCUCCGCGUCGGGCGUCAAACCAGAGCGAAGCCUCUGGGCCUCUGGGCCCCCUUCAGAGUGAAGUCAUCGGAGGAGAGGCUCGCCGGGGGUUCCGGACCCAGAGUCACUUCAAGAGGAAAAGCAUCUAUUUCAGCCUUCUUCCUCAUUCGACUUUAAAACGCCUUUGUGGGCUUACCUGUAGACGUCGUCCGGACUCCACGUCCCCAAACAGCCAUGGUUAACGUCUUCAUGCCGGUCUGCAUCUGUUGAUUCUUUUAAUGAAUUGAAAUCUUACUAUAUCCCACUUUUUUUUAACUUUAAUACUAGACUGUGAGGAUAUUUCCCAGGUGAUCUUAUCUUUUAAGACAUGAUGUCUAAUAAGCUGUAUCAUUUUCCAGAAAUUAUUUACUAAUCAUAAAUGGUAACCAGAAGUAAAGUUUCCAACUGUACCUUCAUAGAGAAAGAGGUACCAGCUUCCUUCUCACCUUUUUGGUGGGAGAGGUGACUGCAUGGUCUUGACAUGCCUGUGACGCAUGGUCUGUUUCAGUUGUUUUACCCUUUCAUUUAGAAUUUGCUCCAGCCCAGAGCCUGUGCCUGUGAAGACACCUGGACUCAGCACACAUUAGGCAUCAGGCAGGAAGCCUGCAAACCACGUAGCGAAAAGCAGUAGUUGAGUGUCAGGAAGCCUAAUUUAUGAUACUGCUAAUAAGUAGGACAUCUGUUGCUCUUUAUCUGUGAGCCCUGAAGGGCUCUUGUUGUUAGAAAAUAUUCUAAAUGAAUCCAAGUUCAGAGACAUUCUGUUCAUGAAAGAAUUUUCACAUAAUGUAAGAAUGGAAAUUUUAAGCCCCAAAUUGUCCUGGCCCCUGGGUAUUUUGAUAAUUGAAAAUAAUCUAGAUUAGGGAUGAGGUUAGCAGCUGUCUCCCUUUGGCCUGGAGCUGCUGUGACUGCCAAUCCACCUUCCAGGCUGCACCCGCACCCAGGAGAGCCUCUUGAGUCUGUGCUUGCCGGCACUCACAAGACAUGUCCUUCAGCUGAUGUCGUUAAAACAAAAUAAACCCUAAGCAAAUCACAGUGCAGUUUGUAUCUUUGCACUUGAUGCUUUAGCCUGACUGACAGCUCUGUGUGCAGGCUCCUUGCUUUGCUUUAGAAUCUCAUUUGCUAAUAUGUACCAAAAAGAAGUAUGGUCUCCCAUUCACUUCCUAUAGGUCCUUCCUCAGGACAUCUGCAUGUCUAGUCACUUCUCAUGCAAUCAUUUGGGACCUAUAGCCUUAUUUCCCAGUCUUAGAAAUAGGAUUUUUUUAUAUGUAGGUUUCCUGUCUAAAUUUUUAACCUUCUAUUCGUUUUGUUUUUGCUAAUUUGAUACCACUACUGCUUCUAGAAAUUUCAUUUCUUUGUUGCUUAUUUGUAUAACUUGGAAGUAAAUCUCUCAUUCCUUAGACUAGAAGAGUAGACUUCCAUGAAUAUCAUUUCCCCCCUUCAUAAGUAAAUUCUAACUUGUCAGUAAAAUAUUUUAUGUUCAUUUAGCAUGCUUAAGUAAAGCCACUGAGUUGAUAAAAUCUUUACUACAUUUGGAAAACCAGUGCAGUUAUUUUUUUUUCUAAUUUUGGUGGUGGUAUAUUAUCUCUGCAGUUAAGUCUUCUGAUGAAGGUUCCAUAUAUCAGUUUUAAAAUGAAAAUAAAAGUAUUAUUAUUCAUAAUGAAAUGUAAUUUCACUUUUUAAAAGUUAUUUAGAAGACAUUUUACCAUCCAACAUAUUGGGAUCUUGGUGAAGAAAAAGGAUGUUAAAUUUUGUCAGAUGCCUUUUCUGCAUCUAUUGAGAUAAUCAUAUAAUUUUUCAUUUUCAUUUUGUUAUUGUGGUAUAUCACAUUGAUUGAUUUGGGAAUGUUGAACCAUCCUUGCAUUCCUGAGAUAAGUUCCAGGUGCUCAAGGUGUACAGUCUUUUUAAUGUACUGUUGAAUUCAGUUUGCUAAUAUUAAGUUGAUGGAAAAGUUUUGGACUGUGGAUUUUAAAUCAUUAUAACUAGGCUCAAACACAUCUUUAUUAAUCAAAAUAGGAGCCAUUACAAUCAAUACAUUUCUACCAGUGAGAAAUAAGCUUAUUUCUGUAGCAUAAAAAUCCAUGCUUUGGGAUUUGACGAAUUCUUGGAAAGCAUUUUCUGCCUCCUCCUGGCUGUGGAAGUGUUUCGCCUGCAAGACGUGGUUGAGAUGUGUGAGGAAGUGGUUGUUGGCUGGCACUCGCCUGCUGUGACCAUGGCGCACGCGCAAAGCUUCAUAACCCGGUCCUUCCACCUCUGAAGUGGUGGUUGUGCAACGUGCAGCCGGGUGUUGUCGUGGAGAAUCGGGCCCUUGUGUUGACCAGUGUGGGCCGCAGGCAUUGCAGUUUUUGGUGCGUCUCAUCGAUGUGCUGAGCGUGCUUCUCAGAUAUAAUGGUUUUAGCGGGAUUCAGAAAACUGUAGUGGAUCAGCCCAGCAGCAGACCACCAUGGUGAAUGGGGACCACAGUUCCCAUGACCUUGUUUUGGUACAAGUUUGGCUUUGGGAAGCACAUCACCGGUUGUGGUAUAAAAUCUACUCUUCGUUGCAUGUCACAAUCCAACCAAGAAAUGGUUCAUUGUUGUGCAGAAUAAGAGAAGAUGACACUUCAAAGUGACGAUUGUUUUAUCUUUGGUCAGCUCACGAGGCACCCAUUUAUCGCGUUUUCACCAUCCCAAUUUGCUUAACGCCAAGUGACUGUAGGGUGGUCGAUGUUGAGUUCUUCAGCAACUGCUUAUGUAGUUGUAAGAAGGUCACCUUCAGCGGUGGCUUUCAGCUGGUCAUGGUCAACUCCCAGUGGCCGGCCCUCACGCUCCUCAUCUUCAGGGCUCCGUCUCCUUUGCACAACUUCUUGCGCUGCCACUGCCCUGUCCAAUCCAUGGAGUUGCAAAGAGUUGGACAUGACUGUGCGACUGAGCACACGCACAUGCUUUGUUGAGGAUUUUUGCAUCAGUAGUCAUUAGGGAUAUUGGCCUGUGAUUUUCUUUUCUUCUGGUAUCCUUGGCCGUUUUCAGUAUCAGGGUGAUGCUAUCCUUGUAAAAUGAGAUUGGAAGUAUUCCUUUCCCUUCAGUUUUUUGAAAGAGUCUAAGAAGGAUUAGCAUUAAUUCUUUUUUAAAUGUUUAAUAGAAUUCACCAGUGAAGCCAUUUGGUCCUGAGCUUUUGUUGGAAUGUUUUUAGUUACUGACUCAUUGGUCUGUUCUGAUUGUCUGUCUCAUUGUAGUUCAGUCUUGGUAAGUUGGGGCUUCCCAGGUGGUGCCAGUCUUAAAGAACCAACCUGCCAAUGCAGGAGACAUAAGAGAUGUGGGUUCGAUCCCUGGGUCUGGAAGAUCCCCUGGAGGAGGGCAUGGCAACCCACUCUGGUAUUGUCCUAGAGAAUCCCAUGGACAGAGGAGCCUGGGGGGCUAGUCCAUGGGGUUGCACAGAGUCAGACAAGACUGAAACAACGCACACACACACUCUCUGCCGUGCUUGGACUUAGUAUGUUCUUUUCCUAGUUCUUUCAAGUGCAGCGUUACAUGGUUUGAGAUCUUUCUUUUUUAAUAUACAGAUUUAUUGCUAUAAACUUCACUCUUAGAACUGCUUUUAUUGCAUUAAGUUUUUGUAUGUUGUAUUUCCAUUUUUGCUUGCCUGAAGAUACAUUUUGAUUUUCCUUUUGAUUUCUUCCUUGACUUAUUGCUUGGUCAAGAAUGUGUUAAUUUCCACAGAUUUGUGAAUUUUCCAGUUUUCCUCCUCUCAUUGAUUUCUAGUUUCAUAGCAUUGUUAUCCUUGGGCAAAUUCCAGGAGAUGGUAAGGGAUAGGGAAGCCUGGUGUGCUGCAAUCCAUGGAAUUACGAAGAGUCGGACAUGACUUAGUGACUGAGCAAUAACAACAGUUGUUAUCGGAAAAUACACUUGAUGUAACAUUAGCCUUAAAUUUUUAAGAUUUGUUUUGUGGACUAACAUAUCAGUCCUAGAGAAUAUUAUGUUGUUUUUACCUAAGAAGACUGUAUAUUCUGCUAUUGGAUGGAAAUGUUCUACAUACGUCUGUUAAGCCCACUUGAUAUAAAACAGUUCAAGUUCAGUGUUUAUUGAUUCUCUUUUAGGAUGAUUCUACUACCCAUUAAAAGCAAUUAUUGUUAGUACUAAUAUUAUGAUAUUAUUACAUUGC